ACAAUUUAAAUCAUAAAAAUAAGAUUAUAAUACACCUCAAAUACAGACACUACACUGAUCCCAUUUCCUACACGCGCACACGGCGUGGAAGCGAAGCAUAGUCUAUUUUGACUAUAUAAAUGGAAGGUUCCAAACGAACAGGGGGCGUUGUUCAAAAACAAAAAAGAAACAAAACAGACAGGAAUCUCUCGUCUUUUCUCUCCACCGCUGUAAAUGUCUCGAGAUUACUUUGCACAGCGUAGAUUGUAUGGUGGCGCAAUAGCCGCCACACUCCCUCGUCGAUUUCAGGAUGUGAGCAACAUUAGGCCCGUCCCUGAUCAUCAGGAGGUUUUAGUGGACCCUGCGCGUGACGAGAGUCUGAUAUUUGAACUCUUAGAUCACAAACAUGAUGUUGCUGACAAUGGAAGUGCAACCUGGUUUCUUCAUGACCUUGCCACAGAACAAGAUGCUGAGGGAGUCAUGAUAAUUGAGCAGUCUGGAGUGAUUGAGUUUGAUGGGUUGCGUUUCAGACACCUGCCUGCAGUUGUUACUACUGCAGUUGGCCAGAUGGCCAUCUCUAAGGAAGGCCAAGGAAGGGAAGCUCAAAAUACAGUUAGGGUGUAUUUGGCAAAUUUGCGUCUUAGGGAAGUUUUUACUGAUGUACUAAUCACUGCAUAUGAACCCAUCUUAAUAAGGUAUGUAUCAAGGAUAUCCUUGUAGUUUGGCUUUUUCUAGUAGUUCCAUUUUUUAAUUUUACAGUUCUUCACUUAGACACCCUAGAGGAAAUCUUUCCUAUUUUGUAGCAGCAGAGUCUGAAAAUCUUCUAGGUCUGAACAUUCACCCUGUCACUGACUUUUAAAUGCCCAACAAAACACAUCCUCUAAAGCAAUUUUACUGUUGUGUGUAUGCAUUUCUAAGCAAGGACAUCUAGGUCUCACCAAAGGUGGGGUCAGGGGGUUCCUCAUUAUCAAAAAAAAAAAAAGAGAAAAAAAAAAAAAAGAAGAAGAAAAAAGAAAAAGAAAGAUGAAGGGCUAGUUUGUGGAAUGGCUAGUUUGUGGAACAACUAGGGUCUAGAAUCCAAAUCCACCAUUUGACAUUGUCUCCCUACCAUUUUGACUGUGGGCGUUUGACAUUUUACACACUUCAUAUAUUGUUGUUGUUGGUUAUGUGUUAGUAAUUUUUUGGUUAGAAAAUUUUCUUAAAAUC
Molecule: messenger RNA, 1185 nt
Organism: Camellia sinensis
Lineage: Eukaryota; Viridiplantae; Streptophyta; Magnoliopsida; Ericales; Theaceae
Source: RefSeq, a predicted model, not a curated record